GCAAUAUCUGCCAUAUGGAGAAGUGAUAGGCUUUACGAAUUGACAAUAAGUUUGUCUUAAGUAUGUCCAUAACCGCCUUUAACGGAUUAUCAUAGUUUACAGGCUUUUGGGAUUUGUAACUGAUACUGCUCAGAUUUGUUACAAAAGGGAUAUUCAUAAAAUACUUAUCUAAUAUACUGAGCAUUGUGACAUUAAAGGUAAUUCGUGCCGAAGCAUAGAAAGAUAAAUAAGUCUACGAGAAAAUAUCAUCAAUGGAAAUUUUCUGGUACUGAUAUAUACUUCCCAAAGGAAAUGCAACCUUCAAACGAAUUGAUCACCCUGAUGACAAGUUCUCGAUAUUAGCUUGAAGGCUUGUGGCGGCGUCGUGAUUUCUGUACCGGAGGGAAUCAUUUUCUGAAUUAUUUUAAAAGAGACUAUGACAUUUUUGCCCUCUGUCAUAGCGCUCUACAUUGAUAAGUAUUUAUAGUGGCGUUAGUGUGCCACGUGCGUAACACGAUUUUCACUGCAUUGAUUAUUUGUACAUAACAUCGUCAAGCUUUGAUAACAUAUUAGAUAACUUUCAUUUCGCGGGGAUACGGAUGUUCAAGAUAUUUUAUAGUGGCAAUAUAUCUUCGUAGAACAAGUGAUCUCUGGGCUCUAUUUGUUCUGCAGUGAUACAGUAUCGUAGUGUUACUGAAAACCUAUAAUUAUUAAACACGUAGUAUUACAUGAAUAUACACGGUGGCAUUUUUGAUCAAAUACUAUUAUGUCUAUACGUUCUGUAGAAAAACCACUGCCAUCAUAUCUGGAUUCGAACUUUUCACUAAUCAGCCACUCUUCUUCGGUAGACAGUCUUGACUAUUCCGAUGAGGGGUUUGUUUUCGAUGACGAAAUUACCCCGACUGAAGUUAAAAUGACGGACAGUUUAGAGGACAACACUGCAAAUAAAGCGAAAAAUAUGGGAAAUUCUGAGGCCACCAAAGACAGCUUAGAAGACAAAGUAAAUGGAGAAAAUGGAACAGAACAAAAACAAACUGCUAGUACAAAAAAUGAAGCUGAAGAGCACGUCCAAAAGAAAGAACAAAAACAAACUAAAAGUAAAAUACCUAAAAGUAAAACGUUUGACACAAGUUCGUCAGUUUUCAAUAAUAAGAGUCCUGGAUUUAAAUUUCAAGACGAUAUUCCAGGCGGAAGUAAUCGCAAUCACGUGUUUAUGACGUCACAGGAAUGCAUGGUAGUACCCGGAUGUAGUAAGCUUCCAAGGGAGACAAUCGCAAGUAGGUUGCGAUUCGAGAAACAACAUUCACAAGACAAAGGUGCAUCACAAAGCAAUAUGAACUCUCCAGGUGGAGACGGAUAUCACAGAGGGUGUUUUCCAGAUGGGUAUCAAACUCCAUCACAAAGAAAGGAUCUGUUAAUCAGAGAUUUGAGACGCCAAGUUAGAGAAAUAAAAAUCACAUGUGAGGAAAAGGAUCGAGAAAUAUCGAUGUAUAAACAACAUGUUGAUGAAGAAACCUCAAAGCUUGUUCAGGCAAAAGAUGAAGAGUUAGAGAGACUACGGGAAGAACUGAAGCAAGUUAAACAAAGCUAUGAUGACAUUUCUAACUUUUGUGAAGAAUCGGUCACUGCUGCUACAGUACUAGAGAGAAAGGCAACUGACCUGAAGAGUGCAAUGGAUGACAGGGAGAAACAACAUCAGAAAAUUUAUCUAGAGAUGUAUCGGAAGGGACAAGACUCUGCAAGGUUUGAACGAGAAGAAGAGCUUGAGAGACUUGCAAGUGCUGGUGGAUGCAAAGUGACUAUUUCCGAGCUUGUCAAGAAACUUGCCUGGACAGAGCUGGAGCUUGCAAAAUGGCAGACCAUCAGACGACAAGAAAGCUACCAUGAUGCAAUGCGACCGGAAACGGAAGCGGAAACGAUAUUGAGGUUCUUGAAGGAUUCUUUCUUCCAUUAUAUUACUGACGAGAAAGAUUCUGAUCACCACCUUCGUGCUAUGGUGAAAAUAUUUAAAUACACUGAACCACAGAUGAAGAAAAUACGAGAAAGCAAGCUCAUAGAGAACUUAGAAAAAAGAACUAGAAAGAAAACGAAAAGAAGAUAAAUUCGAAGAAACUUAAUUUAAACAUAGAAGGUUGAUUGGAAGCUUCCGCCACACAGUGACUUAAGAUAGUUGUCGGUUAUGCCGUCUCAUUGUAAUUGUUCGUGAUACAUAGAGUUUACCACCUGCACAUCAUUUUAAAUUGUUUAAUGUGCAAAGCAUGUGAAUUGCUAUACAUGUAUAACAUUAUGAAGUACUUAAAUAUCCUAUGAAACAAACAUAAUUUUAAGACUGCUAAACAAGAUAUAAGAGCAGUAAUUUGUGUUUAAUAUACGUCCAUGGUUUGGUCAAAGUCAGCUGCUAUUAAAUGUCUUAUAAAUA
This is a messenger RNA of Mercenaria mercenaria, 2398 nucleotides long. RefSeq lists its product as uncharacterized. The transcript is spliced from 5 exons. Lineage: Eukaryota; Metazoa; Mollusca; Bivalvia; Venerida; Veneridae. The coding region runs from base 746 to 2080 and encodes 444 amino acids. The record is from RefSeq and is a predicted model, not a curated record.